Molecule: messenger RNA, 3344 nt
Organism: Solanum stenotomum
Lineage: Eukaryota; Viridiplantae; Streptophyta; Magnoliopsida; Solanales; Solanaceae
Product: putative disease resistance protein At3g14460
Exons: 2
Coding region: 138-3344 (1068 amino acids)
Biological process (GO): defense response to other organism
Molecular function (GO): ADP binding
Source: RefSeq, a predicted model, not a curated record
UGAGUCUUAAGGUGGAAGGUCAGCUUCAAAAUCUUGCAGAAACAAGCAACCAGCAAGUAAGUGACCUCAACCUUUGCUUGGGUGAUGAUUUCUUUCUUAAGUUGGAAGACACUAUUAAAAAAUUGGAGAAUUUGCAAAUGGAUAUUAGUGGCCUUGGCUUACCGAAACAUUUUGGUUCGACGAAACAAGAAACUAGAACACCUUCAACUUCUUUGGUUGAUGAAUCUGCUAUCUUUGGUAGGCAGAAUGAUAUAGCGGAUUUGAUUGACCGUUUAUUGUCUGAAGAUGCAAGUGGAGGAAACCUAACUGUAGUUCCUAUUGUUGGAAUGGGCGGCGCGGGUAAGACAACACUUGCUAAAGUGGUUUACAAUGAUGAGAAGGUGAAGAACCAUUUUGGUUUGAGAGUUUGGUAUUGUGUUUCUGAGCCAUAUGAUGUUUUCAGAAUAACGAAAGGGUUACUUCAAGGAGUUGACUCAUUUGACCCGAAGGAUGACGGCAAUCUUGAUAAGCUGCAGAUCAAAUUGAAGGAAAGCCUGAAGGGAAAGAAGUUUCUUGUUGUCCUUGAUGAUGUGUGGAAUGAUACCUAUAGUGAGUGGGAGAGCCUGAGAAAUGUUUUUGUAGAAGGAGAUAUGGGAAGUAAGAUCAUUGUAACAACACGUAAGAAGAGUGUUGCUAAGAUGAUGUGCGCUAAGGAGGUGGAUCAUUGCACCAUCACUGUGGGGACUCUGUCUAGUGAAGACUCUUGGGCUUUAUUCAAACGACAUUCACUAGAAAAUAGGGAUCAUCCAGAACUUGAAGAGGUUGGGAAAAAAAUUGCAGACAAUUGCAAUGGGUUGCCUUUAGCUCUAAAGGCAGUUGCUGGUACUUUACGUGGAAAAUCAAAGGUGGAGGAGUGGAGAAACAUUUUAAGAAGUGAAAUAUGGAAACAGGAAAGUUGUUGGAAUGGUAUAUUACCAGCAUUGAUGUUGAGCUACAAUGAUCUUCCUGCACAUUUGAAGCAAUGUUUUGCUUACUGUGCAAUAUACCCCAAAAAUUGUCCAUUUUCCAAAGACCAAGUUAUUCAUUUGUGGAUUGCUAAUGGUUUUGUAAAGCAGUUUUGUUCAGGUAACCAGUGCUUUCUCGAGUUGAGAUCAAGAUCACUGUUCGAGAAGGUCCCAGAGUCUGAACGGAAACCGGGGGAAUUCUUAAUGCAUGACUUUGUCAAUGAUUUGGCCCAAAUUGCAUCUUCAAAACUUUGUAUUAGGUUGGAAGAAAACGAAGGAUCUGAUGAUAUGUUGGAACAAAGUCGGCACAUGUCCUAUUCCAUGGGACGAGAAGGUGACUUUGCGAAAUUGAAACAACUCUCCAAAUCAGGGCAGCUGAGGACAUUGCUUCCAGUCAAUAUCGUCUUUUGCUUUUAUCAGCUAAGCAAGAGGGUGUUGCAUAACAUACUGCCAAAACUGACAUCCUUAAGGGCAUUAUCAUUGUCAGGUUAUGAGAUUGAGGAGUUUCCAAAUGACUUGUUUGUCAAAUUAAAGCUCCUCAGAUUUUUGGACCUUUCUGGGACAAAGAUUAAAAGGUUGCCAGAUUCUAUUUGUGCAUUGUAUAACUUGGAGACACUUCUCCUGUCAUCUUGUGCUGAUCUUGAGGAGCUACCGCUGCAGAUGGAGAAGUUGAUAAACUUGCGUCAUCUUGACUUAAGCAACACUUUUAACUCGAACUUGCCUCAUCUUGACUUAAGCAACACUUUUAACUCGAAGAUGCUGCUACAUCUGAGCAAGUUGAAAAGCCUCCAAGUGUUAGUGGGAGCCAAGUUACGUCUAGGUGGUUUGAAAAUGGAAGAUUUGGGUGAACUAGAGAACUUGUAUGGAUCUCUAUCAGUUUUAGAGUUACAGAAUGUGGUCGAUCAAAGGGAAGCUCUGAAAGCAAAAUUGAAGGAGAAAAAUCAUGUUGAGAAUUUAUAUUUGGAGUGGAGUGAAAGAAGUACUGCUAACGAUUCACAAACUGAAAUUGACAUACUUGAUGGGCUACGCCCACACACAAACAUAAAAGAAGUUGAAAUCACUGGAUAUAGAGGGACCAAAUUUUCAGGGACCGAAUUUCCAAGUUGGCUGGCUGAUCCUUUGUUUCUUAAGCUAGUAAAAUUGUCUCUUAGCAACUGCAAGGACUGUUUUUCUUUGCCAGCACUAGGAGAACUUCCUUCUUUGAAAAUCCUUUGCAUUCGAGGGAUGCAUAAAAUAACAGAAGUGAAGGAAGAAUUUUAUCGCAGUUCAUCCUCCAAUGAGCCUUCUAACUCUCUUGAGAAGCUUGAAUUUGCAGAUAUGCCAGAAGUGACGAAAGAAUUUUAUGGCAGUUCAUCCUCCAAAAAGCCUUUUAACUCUCUUGAGAAGCUUGAAUUUAAAGAUAUGCUGGCGUGGAAGCAUUGGCAUGUACUAGGAUGUGGGGAGUUCCCUAAACUUGAGAAGCUUUCAAUUGAAAAUUGUCCGAAGUUGAUGGAGAAGUUGCCUGAAAAUCUUUGUUCUCUGACAGAAUUGAUAAUUUCAGAAUGUCCUCAACUGAAUUUGGAUAAAUCCCAACUUAAGGGAAUGAAGCAGAUUGUUGAAUUAAAGAUUGGUGAUUGUAACCAUCUUACCUUACCUUUUAGCAUACUGCCCAGUACCUUGAAGAAAAUAAGAAUUUAUAAAUGCAAGGAACUGAAAUUGGAGAUGCCAGGUGGUGAGAUGAGUUAUUGUAACAUGUUUCUGGAGGAUUUGACACUGCAAGAAUGUGUUAUGUCACCUGAUCUGUUUCUCCCAAGAGCACGCGAAUUGUUGGUAGAGGAUUGCCACAACCUUACUACGUUUUCUAUUCCUACUGCCACUGAAACUCUCACUAUUGUGGGAUGUAAGGAUAUUGAAAAACUUUCGGUGGCAUUUUGGGGAACCCAGAUGACGUCACUGAGUAUUGAUGUCUGUGAGAACCUGAAGUGGCUGCCAGAACGUAUGCAGGAACUCCUUCCAUCUCUUAAGACACUGCAACUUGACAAUUGUCCAGAAAUAGAGUCCUUUCCUCAAGGAGGAUUGCCCAUCAAUUUACAAGUCCUUGAGAUCAACAGUUGCAAGAAACUGGUGAAUGGACGAAAGGAGUCGCGUUUACCGAAACUCAGACAGUUAGGGAUCGAACAUGAUGGCAGGGACGAAGAGAUGGAACAUUGGGAGUUGCCUUCCUCUAUCCAAAGUCUUACCAUAGGCAAUCAGAAAACAUUAAGCAGUGAAGAUCUCAAAAGCCUCACCUCUCUUGAAUAUCUACGUAUUAUUAAUUUACCUCAAAUUAAGUCACUCACUGCCCUCCUUCCUCUCUUACCUGGAGAUCUCCCAUUGCCCUAA